AGAGAAGGCCACCUCUUUCCCAGCCAUCUUCUGGCUUUAGCAGCUGCAGCCGCGCGUAAUCCGGCAGCAUCCAGCCUCACAGGGGCCAUCAUGCCCGGGCACUUGCAGGAAGGCUUCGGCUGUGUGGUCACCAACCGUUUCGACCAGCUAUUUGAUGACGAGUCCGACCCGUUCGAGGUGUUGAAGGCCGCCGAGAGCAAGAAGAAGGAGGCGGCGACGGCGGGCCCGGGCAAGAGCGCAGCUCAGGCCGCCAAACAGCCCCGCAAGGAGUCCCAGAAGGAGCGCAGGAACCCCCUGCCCGAUAAGAAGGAGGAAGCCCCGCCGCCCGUAGCCCUCAAGAAGGAAGGCAUCCGGAGGGUGGGCAGGAGACCCGAUCAGGCCCAGCAGCAGCCACCCCAGCAGCAAGCGCCAGCGGCCCCGCCAGCCCAACCAGGUGAAGGCAAGCCUGUCGACAGGAGGCAAGCAGAGAGGCGGCCACCCCGCGAGCGCCGCUUUGAUAAACCCACCGAGGAGAAGGGCGAAUCGGGAGAGUUCUCUGUGGACAGACCCAUGGUUGACAGGCCCGUCCGUGGACGCGGAGGGCCGGGCGGACGUGGCCGAGGCGGCCGCGGUCGUGGAUUGGGCAGAGGAGACGGCUUUGACUCUCGUGGCAAACGUGAAUUCGACCGGCACAGCGGCAGCGACAGAGCUUCUUCACAUUUCAGUGGCCCCAAGCAUGAGGAUAAGCGCGGCGGCAGCGGAUCUCACAACUGGGGCAACGUUAAGGACGAGCUGAGCGAGCUGGACCAGUCGGCUGUCACCGAGGAGACGCACGAAGCAGAGGAACAACCCGCUGUCGACACUGAAAACAAGGAGAAUGAGGCCGAAGAGGCUCCCAAGGAAGAGGGGCCGAAGGAAAUGACUCUGGACGAAUGGAAAGCCAUGCAGGACAAGGAACGCGCAAAGGUCGAAUUCAACAUCCGCAAACCAAACGAGGGCGCCGAUAGCCAAUGGAAGAAAGGAUUCGUCCUUCACAAGUCCAAGAGCGAGGAGGUAACGGUCGCUUCUGUAUUAGAAAGCCCGUAUCCGUGUUCACCGAAAGUACUAUAUAAGAAGAGCGGCCAGCCAGCAGAAGUGGUCCAUGCAGAGUCUGAUGCUUUUGACCAUCACUUCCGUAAGCCGGCGAACGACAUCACUUCCCAACUCGAGAUCAACUUCGGGGAUCUUGGCCGCCCCGGCCGGGGAGGCAGAGGAGGGCGCGGAGGCCGUGGCCGAGGCGGAAGGCCAAGCCGCGGAGGCAGAACUGACAAGUCGAGCGUUUCUGCCCCAGAUGUCGACGACCCCGAAGCUUUCCCAGCUCUGGCGUAAACGGGAUGAAGCGUCCGACCCGGGUGCCCUCGAGGCUCUCCUUCUAUGAGGCUUGCAUGCUUAAGGAUCCUAAAACAAAAAAAAAAACCAAGACUGUCUGUCAUACAUUCACACCUAUGGACUGAAUUUUAUCUGUUUUGAAAAUGGACUUCUCUCGCUACGCAGAAGCAAACCACAUGGUAGUCAAGUUUUGUAUUUAGAGAUGUUGGUAGCAGGGACAUUUUCAUAAUUUUUCAGAGAUUAUGCAUUCUUCAUGGAUACUUUUUUGUAUUGCUGCUUGAAAAUAUGCGUUUCCAAACUUGAAAUAUAGGUGUGAACCGUGUGUACCAGUUAAAGCUGUCACUUCAUCCGUGUUUUUAUUCUCCAUAGGAGUUUUGGGUCCCCCCCCUUUAUAAUUGGAUUGUUACUUGACUUGCUAAAAAUAGGAAACGCUGGUUUAAAUAUUUUCUUUAAAAUACCUUAUUUUGUAGAAUCUCGCUUUACUUGUAGAGAUGGCCUCUAACCCUUUAAGUACCGUGGGGGUGCAGAUCUCUUUGCCAUCCUCCACGUGGGGUUAAAUCAUUGAAUAUUUUAGUAGAACUCUUGUGGUUUGUGACCUUAAUUUUUAUGUCUAAAUUCUGACAUUGGCCAAUUUUAUUUUUCCAUCUUUUCCACCCACAAAUCCCUACCGCCCCUGGGAUCAUCCUAUAGAAACAGCUCGAGUUUAAUGUGUAACGCGUCGUCAAGCAGCUCUGCCGGAAAGUUCCACGAGCGGAACUCUGUUAAUGCAGUAACAUUUUAAUAUAUAUAUAUAUUCUUUUUAAAUUCCCGCCGAUAAAAUUCCUUCCAUGCGCCAAGCUUUAGGACGCUCGUAGGAUGCAACCUUGUAAGAAGUGAGGCUCGUAGUCGGAGUGCACCGGGGUUAAAUCGUCACGUCGGGUUUUCUUGAUCCAAAGGGAUAUCAGCAGUUUUUUCGGGGAAGUAAAACGCAGAACGAAUUCCGAAAGGAAAAUAACAUUUUCUUGUAAGUUUCCAGCUCGUGGCUUUCGAGUGCCGGCUGACAGAUGAAUGUUUUCAGCUUGCGGGGGGCUAUUUCAAGCUGCCCACCCAACCCCAUUUUAGGAUUUCUUUUUUUUUUUUUUACCACUUCAAAAUAAAAACACAAUAUGCGAAAAAAAAUCUCAAAUAAAAAAGGAAAAUUCAAAAAAAAAAACGUCUACAGUGUUUUAGGCUGAGAUACUCAUUUUAUUUAAUUUUCUAGGUUCAUAUCUGUGUAGGUCGUAAAAACAAAUACUAUUGCCCUAUUUUUAUAUAUAAAACAAAAAAGAAGUUGUGCAGGUCAGGCUGCAAUGUAUUUGUGACCUGUGGCGGGGUGUCAAGUUUUUUUUUAACCCUCCCGGUGGCAUCCAGCUUGAAAAAAAAAACAAAAAACCUUGGUUUGGGGGUUCUGCUGGAAUUUUUAUUUGAUUAUUAGCUUUAUUGAGAUUAUUUUUUGGAUUAAACUGACCGUAACGCUGCAGGCUUUGGCCGCCGUACCUCAAACGCGUCGCCUUUUAAUAACCUGUAAAAAAUCUCUAGCGAGGGCGAAUUUGGGGAGAAACGUAUUUCAUAAGAGGCCCCCCCCCGGCCCUCGGAUAUUCCAGCCAGAAUAUCAAAUCUUUACACCGCUUUAAACCUAAAACCAAAGCAAGUUUAAAUUUACAAAACCAAAUUCAAACAAAUUUUUUUUUAAAAACAUAAUUCAAUGUUCUGGCAUAUAAGAGGUUAAGGUUUUGGUACAAAAUUCCCACCCCAUUAAUAAACCUCUUUAAGUGGGCCGCGUUUGUUCUGCGGGAUAUCCGAGCGUCGGCUGCGAUUUGGAAUAUUUGGUCAGUCUGUAAAUUUCUGCCGUUUCCCUCCCGGUUGUAAAUUUGCCGCUUUUGAUCCAUUUCUGUGUGAAUUUAGAACUGUGAACAUCUGUCUGCUGGAUGCUUAAACAUUAAAGGUUAUCCUUCA
This is a messenger RNA of Spea bombifrons (plains spadefoot toad), 3321 nucleotides long. RefSeq names its product SERPINE1 mRNA binding protein 1 (gene SERBP1). Bases 91 to 1347 code for a protein of 418 amino acids. Gene Ontology annotation, cellular component: nucleus; cytoplasm. Gene Ontology annotation, molecular function: mRNA 3'-UTR binding. NCBI's taxonomy places the organism in Eukaryota, Metazoa, Chordata, Amphibia, Anura, Pelobatidae. The transcript has 8 exons. The record is from RefSeq and is a predicted model, not a curated record.